This is a messenger RNA of Mugil cephalus (flathead mullet), 2655 nucleotides long. RefSeq names its product ATPase H+ transporting V1 subunit Ab (gene atp6v1ab). Gene Ontology annotation, biological process: ATP metabolic process; proton transmembrane transport. The coding region runs from base 168 to 2021 and encodes 617 amino acids. The transcript has 15 exons. Gene Ontology annotation, molecular function: proton-transporting ATPase activity, rotational mechanism; ATP binding; ATP hydrolysis activity. The record is from RefSeq and is a predicted model, not a curated record. Lineage: Eukaryota; Metazoa; Chordata; Actinopteri; Mugiliformes; Mugilidae. Gene Ontology annotation, cellular component: lysosomal membrane; proton-transporting V-type ATPase, V1 domain.
AAAUGGCGGCAGUUGCAGCGCCCCACCAGUAAAAACCGAGCAGCUGAAUGAAGUCAGCUGAUCUGAGCCUGCUGCUGUCACGCACCGCACAGCCCACUGUUUCUCUCCCGAAGCAACAGCAAAGGGGACACUUCAUAACCAGACGUUGAACUAGUAAACCUGCGAAGAUGGACACGUCCAAGCUGCCGAAGAUCAGGGAUGAGGAGAGGGAGAGCCAGUUUGGAUACGUUCAUGGAGUCUCUGGACCAGUGGUGACGGCCACGGCCAUGGCUGGAGCGGCCAUGUACGAGCUGGUUCGUGUGGGACACAGCGAGCUGGUGGGAGAGAUCAUCAGGCUGGAGGGAGACAUGGCCACCAUCCAGGUCUACGAGGAGACGUCCGGUGUGUCCGUGGGAGAUCCCGUGCUGCGGACGGGGAAGCCUCUCUCCGUGGAGCUGGGUCCAGGAAUCAUGGGCUCCAUCUUUGACGGCAUCCAGCGACCCCUGAAGGACAUCAACGACAUCACGCAGAGCAUCUACAUCCCCAGAGGAGUGAACAUCGGCGCCCUGAACCGAGACCUCAAGUGGGAGUUCUCUCCCGGCAAGAGCCUGCGGGUGGGCAGUCACAUAACAGGAGGAGACAUCUACGGCAUGGUGCACGAGAACUCCCUCAUCAAACACAAGAUCAUGCUGCCUCCGAAAAACAGAGGCACCGUCACCUACGUGGCUCCGCCGGGAAACUACGACGUCAACGACGUGGUGAUGGAGCUGGAGUUCGAGGGCGUGAAGGAGAAGUUCACCAUGGUGCAGGUGUGGCCCGUCAGACAAGUCCGGCCCGUCACAGAGAAGCUGCCGGCCAAUCACCCGCUGCUGACCGGACAGAGGGUCCUGGAUGCGCUUUUCCCAUGUGUGCAAGGAGGAACCACAGCCAUCCCAGGAGCCUUCGGUUGCGGCAAGACUGUCAUCUCCCAGUCCCUGUCCAAGUACUCCAACAGCGACGUCAUCAUCUACGUGGGCUGCGGGGAGCGUGGUAACGAGAUGUCUGAAGUACUGCGAGACUUCCCUGAGCUGACCAUGGAGGUGGAUGGAAAGACGGAGAGCAUCAUGAAGAGAACGGCGCUGGUGGCUAACACCUCCAACAUGCCCGUAGCUGCCAGAGAGGCCUCCAUCUACACAGGAAUCACCCUGUCGGAGUACUUCAGAGACAUGGGGUACAACGUGAGCAUGAUGGCCGACUCCACCUCCCGUUGGGCCGAGGCUCUCAGGGAGAUUUCUGGUCGUCUGGCCGAGAUGCCGGCUGACAGUGGUUAUCCUGCCUACCUGGGUGCACGACUCGCCUCUUUCUACGAGCGCGCCGGAAGGGUGAAGUGUCUUGGAAACCCUGAGAGGGAGGGCAGCGUCAGUAUCGUAGGAGCUGUGUCCCCUCCUGGUGGUGACUUCUCUGAUCCUGUCACUUCAGCCACUCUUGGUAUCGUUCAGGUGUUCUGGGGUCUGGACAAGAAGCUGGCUCAGAGGAAGCACUUCCCCUCCGUCAACUGGCUCAUCAGCUACAGCAAAUACACCCGCGCUCUGGAUGAGUACUACGACAAGCACUUCCCCGAGUUCGUGCCCCUGCGCACUAAAGCCAAGGAGAUCCUGCAGGAAGAAGAGGACCUGGCCGAGAUCGUGCAGCUCGUAGGAAAGGCUUCACUGGCAGAAACUGAUAAAAUCACUCUGGAAGUGGCCAAGCUUCUCAAAGACGACUUCCUGCAGCAGAACGGUUACACCCCAUAUGACAGGUUCUGUCCCUUCUACAAGACAGUGGGCAUCCUCUCCAACACGAUCGCCUUCUACGACAUGGCGCGGCACGCGGUGGAAACCACAGCCCAGAGCGACAACAAGAUCACCUGGAGCAUGAUCAGGGAGCACCUGGGAGACGUCCUCUACCGACUCAGCUCGAUGAAAUUCAAGGACCCGGUGAAGGACGGCGAGGCCAAGAUAAAGGCCGAGUACGCACAGCUGCUGGAGGACAUGCAGAACGCCUUCCGCACGUUGGAGGAGUAGUCGCCCACCGCUGCAGCACCUUCCCAGUUUUCAUCUCUGACCCCCCCUCCACUGCAGAAUCACAUUCCACCUCCUCGUAUUCCAGAAACCUGUGUGUGCCCCCCCUCUCCUCCUUCCCCCUUUGUGCCCCUUUUUGUGAGUGACUGCGUGAGAGUGUGUGUGCAAUUACAUGUGGAGGGAAAAGAGAAGGAUGUACUGUAUUCAUUAUUAUUAUUAUUAUUUGUCGCCUGGCAUUGGCGCACUCUGGAUCCUCUGCAUGGUCAUCGGUGGCGUGUGCGAGUUAAACGUGUGCGUGUGAAAGAGGAAUCUCUUCGCCCUGUUUCUUCCUUCCUCUGUUUACAUGACGUGUAGCCGUGUUGCUUUUCCCAAUGACGAUUGUUGGGUUGAUGUAUUGUAAUUCACAGACCAUCUGUACAGAAGAGUAUUGAAUAUAAAUUUAAUAAGAUCAGUCUAUUUAUUGCCAGCAUUUUGACGUAAAAGGCUUCGUCGUUCUCUCUUUUUGUUUUUAUGGUUGUUUCAUGCUGUGCAGUGUUGUGUACUUUUGCUGUGUGAAUGUUAAAGAGUCAGAGUCUCGGCUGUCCGGUACUUUCAUCAUGUUAAUCCCAAAGAAUUAAAACAUGGGGUAAAAAGAAAA